Messenger RNA from Hydractinia symbiolongicarpus, 1560 nucleotides. RefSeq names its product glucosamine-6-phosphate isomerase 2-like. The coding region runs from base 17 to 838 and encodes 273 amino acids. Gene Ontology annotation, biological process: N-acetylglucosamine catabolic process; N-acetylneuraminate catabolic process; carbohydrate metabolic process. Gene Ontology annotation, cellular component: cytoplasm. The record is from RefSeq and is a predicted model, not a curated record. The transcript has 4 exons. Gene Ontology annotation, molecular function: glucosamine-6-phosphate deaminase activity; identical protein binding. NCBI's taxonomy places the organism in Eukaryota, Metazoa, Cnidaria, Hydrozoa, Anthoathecata, Hydractiniidae.
AUUUUAAAUUAACAUCAUGAGACUUGUUAUUCAUGACAACUACACACAUGUGAGUGAAUGGGCAGCAAAGUAUGUACGAAAUAGAAUUAAGAAUUUUAAUCCUGGACCAGGAAAGUAUUUUGUGCUAGGGCUUCCUACAGGUUCAACACCACUUGGAAUGUAUAAAAAGUUGAUUGAAUUCUACAAAGCCGGUAACCUCUCUUUCAAGUACGUAAAGACAUUUAACAUGGACGAAUAUGUUGGUCUUCCCCGUGAUCAUCCAGAAAGCUAUCACUUUUUUAUGUGGUCAAACUUCUUUAAGCAUAUUGACAUUGAUCCAGAGAAUGUUAAUUUACUAGAUGGUAAUGUAGAAGAUCUAGAGAAGGAGUGUGAAGAUUAUGAGAAAAAGAUUGAGGAUUCUGGCGGAAUACAUUUAUUUGUUGGAGGGAUUGGACCUGAUGGCCAUAUUGCUUUUAACGAACCGGGAUCCUCCUUAAUUUCACGAACACGUUUGAAAACACUUGCUAUGGAAACAGUAAUUGCUAAUGCUCGAUUUUUUAAUGAUGAUAUAUCUAAAGUUCCUAAAAUGGCACUUACCGUUGGUGUUGCUACUGUAAUGGAUGCAAAAGAGGUGAUGAUUUUGAUCACUGGUGCAAGAAAGGCACUUGCUUUAAAUAAAGCUAUUGAAGAAGGUGUUAACCACAUGUGGACAGUGUCAGCCUUUCAACAACAUGCGCAUACAAUAUUUGUGUGUGACGAAGACGCUACAUUGGAACUGAGAGUGAAAACUGUCAAGUAUUUCAAAGGAUUGAUGGAUCUGCACAAUAAGUUAAUUGAAGAUGUUCACAUGGAUGAGUGAUAACAUUUGUGAUACUCAGAAAAAAAAAAUUGUGGAGAACAUGUGCUUUCUAAGCAAGUUUCCAUUUUAUUUUAGUUAGUUUGAUAUAUUAAUUUUGUUUCCAGGUUUUUAUGAGCCUUCCUUCCACUUUUACUAUUUGUUUUUAGAAUGUAAAAUUAGUUUGUUAAACAGAAAUCCUGGACUUCUUUAAUUCUUUUUUUGUUUUUGCUUUGUUUUGUGAUACAAGGAAUAAAAUUUGAUUUGCAAUAUUGAGUGAUAAUCACAACUUUUUUUGAUUUGAUUUUGUUUAAUAUAUAUGCGUGUGGAACAAAAUCUUUGGUAUGUUCAGUAUGAAACUAAUAUAUACCGUAUUCAUACUAAUUUUUGCGCAUACUAACUUUUGAGUAUUUGCCCCGAAAAGAUUGUUAGUGCUUAAAAUUUAGCACAAAAAUCAUGGUAAAUCUGAUUGAAGAUUAAUGUGCCUAAAUAAUUUUUUUUCUUUCACGAAAAUGAAUACACACAAAAAUUAGUACGAAUAAAGUAUAUUUUUUUUAACUAGUGCGUGGUGUAGAUUGGUGUGUGGCUUUUCUUAUUUGACAUUGAGAAUGUGAAGAAAAAAUUUGAAAAGAGUUAUGAUUUUAUAUUUUAGCUAUUUAUAUUUUUAUUACUGUUAUUAGUUUCUUGCAAAAAAUAUCAGUUUUUGUCAGCUUAUUUUAUUUGAAACUAAAAAAAGUUUUUUAAUA